AUGCACUUAGAGAUAAUAGAAAGAAGCAGGAAAAGAGAAGAAAGAAAGAAAGAAGCAGGAAAAGAGAAGAAAGAAAGAAAGAAGCAGGAAAAGAGAAGAAAGAAAGAAAGAAGCAGGAAAAGAGAAGAAAGAAAGAAAGAAGCAGGAAAAGAGAAGAAAGAAGCAGGAAAAGAGAAGAAAGAAGCAGGAAAAGAGAAGAAAGAAGCAGGAAAAGAGAAGAAAGAAGCAGGAAAAGAGAAGAAAGAAGCAGGAAAAGAGAAGAAAGAAGCAGGAAAAGAGAAGAAAGAAGCAGGAAAAGAGAAGAAAGAAGCAGGAAAAGAGAAGAAAGAAGCAGGAAAAGAGAAGAAAGAAGCAGGAAAAGAGAAGAAAGAAGCAGGAAAAGAGAAGAAAGAAGCAGGAAAAGAGAAGAAAGAAGCAGGAAAAGAGAAGAAAGAAGCAGGAAAAGAAGAAAGGAAAAAGAAAAAACAGUGA
Messenger RNA from Schistocerca serialis cubense, 471 nucleotides. RefSeq names its product nucleolar protein 58-like. The coding region runs from base 1 to 471 and encodes 156 amino acids. The record is from RefSeq and is a predicted model, not a curated record. Lineage: Eukaryota; Metazoa; Arthropoda; Insecta; Orthoptera; Acrididae. The transcript has a single exon.